UACCAAUCUUUAAUAAUUUAUUAUUACACAAAACUCUUGUGUUGUGUGUAUGUAGUAGUGUAAGUGAGUGAGUGAGUGAGUGUGUUUUGCUUUCCAUAUUACUCAAUUCAUUAAUUCUCUCUCACUACUGAUAGAAGAAAAUGCUCUUUGCCUCCCCAAACUGGUCCUAAUUAUUUCUCUCUUAAUAUAUAUAUAUUUGCCUUUUUGUCACACUGUGUGUUUUGUUUUUUCAGGUACUCUUUUGUAUAUGUUUUGAGGGCCUAGCUAGCUAAUUUCAUCUCUUUCUCUCUCUCUCAUCUCUCUCUCUGCUGCAACAACUAUAGCUAUAGCUAUAUAUAGCUAGGGUUUCUCUGGCCACUACAGCUGCCUGCUCUUAAUUCCCACUCGAUCACAUCCAACAGUAUCUUUUAUUUCAUUCACUACUUCAAUUUCCCCCUUCUUAUCAUUUUCAAUCCAAAUAUACAGCAGAUCUUGAAAGAGUUCUCUCACACGAAGGAUAAAUAUAAAGAUUCAGAUGGCUUCAUCAAGUAGCUACUCCAACUCUCCCUGCGCAGCUUGCAAGUUUCUUAGGCGAAAAUGCAUGCCAGACUGCAUAUUCGCGCCGUAUUUCCCUCCUGAAGAGCCACAGAAAUUCGCAAACGUCCACAAAAUAUUUGGGGCCAGCAAUGUGAGCAAGCUCCUGAACGAGGUCCUCCCUCACCAGAGAGAGGACGCUGUUAAUUCUCUGGCCUACGAAGCCGAGGCCAGGAUGAAAGAUCCUGUCUACGGCUGCGUAGGCGCUAUCUCAGUCCUCCAACGCCAAGUCAUUCGCCUUCAAAAGGAAUUGGAUGCGACCAAUGCCGAUCUCAUGCGCUACGCCCGCACCAUAGACCACCAUGGUUCGUCUCAUUCUUCUUCUGCUAACAGUUCCAACCAUUAUGCAACCACUACUCAAAACUCAUCCUUCUAUUUCACCAAUUCUCCAUGGAGCUGUACUGAUGAUCCAUGUGGAGAUCAUCACGGCCACGGAGGUGGUGGAGGUAAUAAUAUGUAAUAAUUAAUUAAUUAAUUAUAAUAAGCUAUAUAUGUAUACAUAGCUUAUAUUAUUUAAUUACUAGCUAGUUACUAUAAGUACGGCUUGGUGGAUAGGGGUAGCUUAUCAUGAUCGAUGUUUGUUUGAUGAUUGAUCAUCUACAUGUAAAGAAUAAUUUUGUUGUUGCUUUUUUUAAUUUAUAUCUUAUCAACUAUGUAGCAUGAUUGAGUUUAGAGAGUAGAGCAGUAGUACUAUACUACUGGUUGUAUUACUAUUUUUGAUCAUGACUAGAUCAAUCUACUA
Messenger RNA from Cannabis sativa, 1315 nucleotides. RefSeq names its product LOB domain-containing protein 25. The coding region runs from base 515 to 1033 and encodes 172 amino acids. NCBI's taxonomy places the organism in Eukaryota, Viridiplantae, Streptophyta, Magnoliopsida, Rosales, Cannabaceae. The transcript has 2 exons. The record is from RefSeq and is a predicted model, not a curated record.